AUGCCAUCUUUUUUGUACUUCCAAUCGAUAACAAACUAUAAAAUGUGCAUGCCUGCUACUUGUAACACUUGUGAUAAAACCACUUGGAAAGGAUGUGGUCUUCAUGUCCCUUAUGCCAUGGACUCAAUACCAAAAAGUCAAUGGUGUACUUGCAAAUCUGCCGAUGGCUCACUCUCAGAAUAUCCUCCAAAAUUGGGUACAGGUAUCGCUGGUUGA
Messenger RNA from Saccharomycopsis crataegensis, 216 nucleotides. RefSeq lists its product as uncharacterized. The transcript has 2 exons. The record is from RefSeq and is a predicted model, not a curated record. The coding region runs from base 1 to 216 and encodes 71 amino acids. Lineage: Eukaryota; Fungi; Ascomycota; Saccharomycetes; Ascoideales; Saccharomycopsidaceae.